Molecule: messenger RNA, 662 nt
Organism: Paramecium sonneborni
Lineage: Eukaryota; Ciliophora; Oligohymenophorea; Peniculida; Parameciidae
Source: the annotation of a GenBank genome assembly
AUGCAACCUGAUUUGGAACAUAAUAGGUUUCUAAAAAAAAUGGAAAAAUAAAUCAAUAAUAAAUAAAAAUUAGUACCUGUAUUUGCUAAAAAUCCAUUUAAACCAGCUGCUCGUUUAAUGUAUGGUUCUAAAAGAUAUACUAAUGUUAUAAAAUUCAAUAGUUGUUAAAAAUAUGAUAGUUUGAUUGACAAAUAUAUAGAUUCUUAAGCUAGAAAUAAGAAUAAACUGUUACAUUAAGAAAUAAAGAACCCUCAUUAAGAUGCAAUAAAAAAGAUCUUGUAGAAAUUAGAAUAGAAAACAUUUAGAAAGUAAAAUGAAAUUUUUAAAAUAGCUAGGAAUAUGAAACUAACUUAUUAACAGAAGUUGCAUAAAAAAGAAGAUUCAAAAUUAUGAAUGCAAAUGAUGAAUUCAUUUAUGAUUAAUCUACAAUAGAUUAUAGUAAAUAUUCAUUAAAAUUACCUCGAUUAAAUCAAUCUUUAGAUUUAGUAUAGUAUCACAAUGAAUCUUGUGAUAGUAAGAUUUCAAAAUUGUUGAAUAAUUGUUAAGAAGAGAAAUCUAUAUUAUCUAAUAUAGAUUCAAUUUUAGUUAACAACCAUAAAAAAUAACGGAGACAUUUGGGAGCAUUAAAAUAAUAUGUCAAUAUUUUAAGUCUUGAUAUUUGA